Molecule: messenger RNA, 2319 nt
Organism: Neurospora tetrasperma FGSC 2508
Lineage: Eukaryota; Fungi; Ascomycota; Sordariomycetes; Sordariales; Sordariaceae
Exons: 4
Coding region: 103-2319 (738 amino acids)
Source: RefSeq, a predicted model, not a curated record
UGCAACAGUCCGUUGAGAAUCCGUCGGGCUCGAUCUAGCCUUUCUAAGUCUCAUUUGCUGUGAUCGAUCUCUCCGAGCUGCUCUUUGAGUCAGCGUGCGACUAUGGACGAAAUGGAUUACACGAUGCAGGCUUCUGUUCAUCCUGUCCCGCUUCCCGGCUGGUGGAUACAGCAGAUUCCUGGAUCCCAUAGGCCCACGCCGCCAUCAUUUCCCAGACAUCCCUCAGACCCUUCUCCGCCUACGUCCCACUCGGCAAAUCGAGGGUACGAUCCUGUUCACGCUGCCAGCAAUAGCAACCACGCCAUGAACAACCAAAACAGAACUAGUCAAGAGUCUGGCCAGGGUAACAGUGGAAAUGCCGGCAACAACAUGAACAAUUCGGGUGGCAAUCGGCAAGACGGCCAUCCAUCUACUGGCCAUGCGCAUCACUACGGAGGCAACGGCACCAACAGUAACAACAACAACAAUGCCAAUAAUGGCAACGUCACGGCCCCGACCACGGGCGUCAGUACCUCGAGUGUCAGUGUCGGAAACACGGUCACGUCCGGUGCCGGUACUAACACGUGGUUCCCAGCACAGUCCACGACGGCAUCUUGGCCUCUCCCUUCCCUAGCUUUCCAAGUACAGCCUUCGGUUCCCUACUUUCCUCCGCCGGGCUCUAUGGCAGAGCUGUACGGCCUGAAUGGUGGUUCCUCAGCAAAUUCGGGUAGAGGGCCGGGGGCGCAACCAGCUGCGAACCCCGUCUCCAGUGCAGAUGCAGACACACUUAUGGGCAACACAGAAACUCAAGGUGGCUCAUCUGCUGCAACCGCUGCAACCGCCACCCCGCGGGUUGGUGGCUUAGACUCGGGACCGAUACAGGCUGACUGGACGCCUCAACAGGGACCGAGCCGUUCUGCAUUCCCACCAGUGCCACCACCACCACCACCCGGUCUGUCGUCCAUAGAAGCAGGCUACCUCGACAGGUUUACAAGCUCGCAUAAUCACCCCACCUUCAGCAACAUCAAUCCUCUUGGCCAGGUACUGCCAGACCCAGGCCAUUGGGGUUCUCGUCACAUAAGCCACGCAACUAGUGUCAACAACUCCAAUCAACAUCACACAAAUGGGCCCCCGCCUGGUCAUCGUCGCCAACCAUCGCAUCAAUCUAGUCAACCUGUACUCCCAGCUACUGCGACCUCGUCAGCAGGUAGUCACAUCAGGCUUCCCGCCCCCGAUCCUCACUCAAGGCUCGCUCCAUAUCGUCCCUCGAGCAUGUCGAUUCCAACCGAAGGCGGCAACGACUUGUUCCAUGCCCUUCAGCUUCCCCAGGGCCCCCCAAACCCCCCGGGCCCCCAGGCUUCGGCAUCGAGCGCUGACCGACCGUCUCGCCAACGAUCAGGCUCCGGGUUGACGAAUACAGCUGCACCACUUCCCGAUAAUCAGUCCCGCACUGGCUCCGCAACCACCUCUGCAUCUGCUCCCACUUCGGUGUCCGUGUCCAAUACGGGACCUCCAUUUGUUGGACACUCGACUUCGUUCUCCCGUGGGCCUGCCUAUCCCGAGAUGCGAACAGAGAUGCGAGAUUUCAUGGUGCGAGCUCUUCAUCGCUCAGACAGCGUCAGUGAUGACGAUAUGGAUUUUCCAGACGAGAUACCGACGCGCCGACUAGUCGAUGAGGAAAGAGCAGCCCAGUUACUCAGGGCACGGCAGGUGGCUCGCGGACAAAGCACAAAGAAGGUGGCGUCGCGAAAGGCGAUAGAAAGUCUUGAACCUGUAAAUGUUGCGGACUUGCCUGAAACGGAUCGGAGCAGCACGAGUUACUUCGUCAAAUGGUCCAAUUCAAUGAGAGGUAUAGUGGCCCCAGGGCAUGGCAAGCAGCGGAUCGACGAUCGCCUCCUUCGGAAAAUACAGGCAACACGAGACGAGGGCCCAGACACGGCACCUUGCACCAGCGACAGUCAUCAUCGGGAACGUCUACACAAAGCAGCCAACGCCCACCGCGUGAAAGGGUCACCUGCCUCUGAUGGUGACAAUGCCUACAGAAGUGCCGACACGAGCCAGAUGUCCUCCACUCCCCAACAGCCACCGGCGCCAUCAUACACAUCCGAACCAGCACCUCCAUGGAUGCAGCAUGGUGAAGCGUCUUUUGCCUUUGAGCCCUCAAAUCGCGACCCUGCUUUCCCUGAUCAGAUCCCCGGCACGAGGGGCCCCGCACAAGGGCAGCCGUCCAUUCUUGCACAGCGUGAUCAGCCUCUUGCGUCCACAUAUUCCGGUGAAACCCCUUUCCCUGGUUCUUCUACUUUUCCCCUUACUGGUACUGGUAGACAGUGGCCUGAAUAG